AUACGACAGACGACCAAAGGACCCGUGCACGAACGCCCUCGUAUCCCACGACAAGAACACAGCGCCGGUCGUGUUUUCCUUCUCGACAGAGUACUUUGUGCACGCCCAACGCUCGCGGCGCGAUCGCAGCGCGCGACGGCGCUCUGCGUCAAGCGCUCGAGCAUCCUCGAAGUGAGCUCGAAGGUGGCGAGCGACGUCGCGGAGAGCCUCGGUCGGCAGCGAGAAGGUGUUUAAGUCCGGCGGCCGAUGACCCGCCACACAGAAGGAGCUCGUCGCGCUGAUCUUGUCCUCGUCGCGCGGGCUCAUCGGCGAUGGCGCGCAGGGUCCCGUGCGCCGCCGGCGAGCGAUCUCGAUACCGACGAAGGCGCGGAUGCGGACGAGCUCGCGGCGCUCCGGGCGAGGAUGGGGGCGCUCGUGCCUGUAUCCAAUGAACGUAAGACACGGCGACCAAGGCGUCUCAGCGGAUGAAAAGGAUUCAGCCGAGCAGUGCCGAUGCUGGGGUCGUGAGGAGCUAUACCUGGAAUGGCUCGUCGCGCUUCUCUGGCCGACCGCUCGAAGCGACCACGCGAAAGAGAACGACGGGACCCUGGCCAACACGGCCUUUUUUGCAGAAGGCGCGCGUACAGCUACGGCGGGAUCGUUACGGCGUCGACAUGGUCAAUCGCCGGUUCAUCGAGUACUUGGCCGUUGUCUGGUUUCGUGCCCCGGUCGACGGGGAAGAUAGUUCUCCGGCGCGGGUGGUUGAUCAGGGCAGGAUCCGGAGGUGAGGGAGGGCGUGCGCUCGGUGGGUGGGGAGGUGUCGGUGCCGAAGGAGAGACCGAAGAGGGCACGAGGGGGCGUCAAGGCCCCGAUACCGUUGGUUAUCGGCCCACCGGGUGCAGGGAAGAUGUCGCUGGGAGCGUCGAUUGCUCGCGCUGGACGGACCGUCAGCGAGGGUGUCCCUUGGUGAAACGCGCGAUGAAGCGGAGAUCGGCGGGCAUAGGAGGACGUACGUCGCUAGCGGCCUUCGACGAUGGAUCGUGCAGGCCAUCAGCAUGGCGAUGUUGCUCGACGCAGGACGACGCCGGCUGAGGAAGACCGGAUCAUGUCGUUGGGCACGUAGCUCUCGCUCCGGGAGGAUAUGUGCAAGCUGUUCGAGAUCGAUCCCCGGGCAAGGAACGAGCUCGUGAACGUGCUCGCGGGCAAGUGCGCGCGUGGAGGCGGAGGUGAAGAAGCGCCGGGCGUAGAAGAAUCGCGUUGGGGAACUGGAGAGGACGUGUCGAGGGUCGGAGAAGCAUGUGGAUAGGGGUCGAUAGGAGGACUCGGAGCGCGGGGGAAAACAGCUCGAGGAAGAGAUUGGGCAGGAACGCGCUCACGCUGAUCAACUGGAGUCGGCUGUUCAAGAACACGACGUACGCAUAUCCGAGCUGGAGCACGAACGUAGCUAACGCUGCACGCGCAGAAGAGCUUGUCCAGGAGUUCGACGCCGAGAUCGAGAACCUUAGCCGUCGUGUCGUCUCAUGCGAUGACGAAGCGAGAGCCUUCGCGAGCAGUUGUCCGCCGUCGAACGCGAACACGAUCGCCUUGCAGGCGAGCAUCGCCGGACGCUUGACGAGAGUGACAAGUGCUCCGACGAACGCGUCUCGCAAGUAAUCGAGGAGAAGGCCGAGGCGGAGGAGCAGCUCCGGGCCCUCGAGGAGCGGGUCAAGGCGCUCGGCGAUCGAGGCAAACAAGCUGCGGAAGGGGGCGCACGAGCUGAAGAUGGAGGGUUCCGACAAGCACCUGAAGAUAGUGCAUGAACAAGCAGCUUGUGGCUAAGGAAGAGGAUAACGAAGGCCUGGAUGUUGCUUUGGAUUCUGAGCAGCAAGAGCUGAGACUUGUGAAAUGGAAACUCGCUGUCCGCGCUGCGACGGGAGGUGCACCUACGCUCUCCAAGGCGACGCGACAGGAGUCGGUGCUGGCUACGCCGGCCUUGCGUCGGCCAUCCGUCGUCGCCGACACACUCAACGCUUCUCGACCUUCGUCGACCAUGUCCGAAGCAAAUACGACAGCCAAGGCGCUCACGUCUCGCCCGAAUCCCGACUCGGUAGGGUCCGUGGGCUCGAGCGGAUCGAGCACCGCAACAAAAGCGAGGAUCGCAGGGACAAUGGGCUUUCCUUUAUCCAUCUUCGAGCCCCGGUCUUCCGUGUCUGGAACAACGUCCACACCUGAGUCUCGCAUAGGCUCAACCACCAGUCGCCGUCCGGCGCUCGCUCCUCGCCCUCGGCCAUACCUCAUUCCUGGACGACGAGCGUAAGAAAGCGUGUGUCGGUUGACGCAUCGACGAGGACGCCGAUCAAGAGCCGAGAAGCGGCGAAUCAGAGCGAGAGCGAGCAGAGUGGCAGCGGCAAGGAGAACAACCCGAAGGCUGCGAGAAGGAUGUAGGCCAUCCCGGUCUCGGCGUGAUAUACCCUUACACACCACAUCACGCACCCUAUCGACACUUGCCACCCAUCUCGAUAAUGUAGCAUCUCAGCACACGCCGCAUUCCACGCAUUUAUGCACGCAUAUCGACAUUUAUCUAUCAGGGAUACGCUCGUGAAUAACGUCGUAGCCCACUCUCCGCUCCUUGCUAAUUCGCAUACUCGCUGAUAUAUGGACAAGAAUGUGUUCUGCUCUGCUGCUUUACUUUGCUGUGUUCGCCUGCUUUCUGG
Molecule: messenger RNA, 2672 nt
Organism: Punctularia strigosozonata HHB-11173 SS5
Lineage: Eukaryota; Fungi; Basidiomycota; Agaricomycetes; Corticiales; Punctulariaceae
Exons: 7
Source: RefSeq, a predicted model, not a curated record